CAGAGGGAAGCAUCCAAAUGAUAGCAUGGUUGAGACUUGAGAGGGAUAGCGACCUGGCAGAAGCUUGAAAGGUUCGCUAGGAGGAGGACGAAAGCCCAAAAUCCCAAAUUCAAUUACUGAAACACAGUAACCCACCCCAACAUUGAAAACAAGCCACUGUCUUGUCUCGUCUUUCUUUUUCAUGUUACAAAAUUGUUGGGCAAAAAAGCUUUCAUCGGACCCAGCUCUGGUUUUUCCAACUCCCAAACGCAUUAACCGCCUACAACAACUGGAAAUCAUUUUAUACGAUCGUACGCUCUCCUUCUUUACCUUGAUAACCGACAUCCUACUCUCUCUCUCUCUGUCUCUCUCUCUCAGGAAUUUCUUUCUGGGGCUUUUUGUCAUACUUGUAGGAAUUUCUUUCUGAUUUUGAAGCAAUACCAAAAUAUUGCUGAAAAUGGCGGGCACCCAAUUCAGUAGUGAAGCACUUUCUAAUAGAUUAAGUAGUGGAGUUGGUAAAUACAACCUCAGAAAGGAGAAGUUCAGGCUGUUUUCUUCAUUACGAAGAGAUGAAGCUCGUCAAUUUGUAGCAUUUACUGAUAAGAAGGACUUAAACCACGCAGCUGUUGUGGGGGGCUGCAGUUUCAGGCACAGAAAUUUCACCACGCCGUUGGUGACCAAUCGGAGAAAAAUCCGGUUUCCGGUGGUUGGUGAUCAGUUAGGUUCCUCUGAGGUUGAGGAACGAAUCGCUUUACAGGAGGAGCAUGUGCCUGACAGUGCAGGGAACGGAGCUCCUGGGUUGACAGAAGUUCCUUUCAGUAAGUCACAUUCUCCAAAUGUAAAAGCAGAGCUUUUAAAGCUUUCUAUACCUGCAAUUGCAGGGCAGGCUCUUGAUCCCUUAGCACAGCUCAUGGAGACUGCUUAUAUUGGUAGAUUGGGCUCUUUGGAGUUGGGUUCAGCUGGUGUUUCGGUAAACAUUUUUAACUAUAUUUCAAAGCUAUUUAACAUUCCUCUUCUCAGUGUGGCUACUUCAUUUGUUGCUGAAGAUAUUUCAAAGAAUGAAAUUAAGGCUUCUGCAUCAGAAAAUGGACUUCCAGAAGAGAGUACCAAUGGGAAACCUUUUGAUGGAGUAUCUGAGAGACAGCAACUACCUUCGGUGUCUACUGCUUUAGUGUUAGCUCUUGCAAUUGGCAUUUUUGAGGCCUUAGCCUUGUCUUUGGGAUCUGGAUUGUUUCUAAACAUGAUGGGCAUAUCAUCAGAUUCACCCAUGCGUAUUCCAGCUCAGCGAUUUCUUUCACUUAGAGCAUUUGGUGCUCCUGCAGUUGUAGCGUCUUUGGCACUCCAAGGAGUUUUUCGUGGGUUUAAGGAUACAAAAACUCCUGUUUUAUGUCUAGGAAUUGGUAAUCUCUUAGCUGUGGUUUUGUUUCCCGUACUUAUGUAUUCUUUCCGAUUGGGUGUUACUGGUGCAGCCAUUUCCACUGUUGUUUCUCAAUACAUUGUCACCUUUCUAAUGCUGUGGUUUCUAAACAAGAGAGCAAUACUAAUGCCCCCAAAAUUGGGUUCAUUGCAAUUUGGUGGAUACAUAAAAUCUGGUGGUUUUCUUCUUGGAAGAACUCUAGCUGUUCUUACGACAUUAACAUUAGGGACAUCAAUGGCCGCUCGACAAGGUCCAGUUGCUAUGGCUGGUCAUCAGGUAUGCAUACAAGUAUGGUUGGCUGUAUCCCUUCUAACAGAUGCUAUGGCUGCGGCUUGUCAGGCCCUGAUUGCAAGUUAUUUGUCAAAAGGUCAAUACGAAACUGUUAAAGAAAUUACUGAUUUUUCAUUAAAGAUAGGAUUGUUUACAGGUGUUUCCUUGGCUGCAAUUCUGGGUGUGUCUUUUGGUUCACUAGCUACCUUGUUCACAACAGAUGCUGCAGUACUAGGAAUUGUUAGAAGUGGAAUAUUGUUUGUCAGUGCAAGCCAACCUCUUAAUGCUUUAGCUUAUAUCUAUGAUGGUCUCCACUAUGGUGUUUCGGAUUUUGCAUAUGCUGCUCGUGCAAUGAUGAUCGUGGGGGCAAUAUCUUCCGCAAUUUUGCUAUUUGCUCCUAAAGCUAUGGGUCUUACUGGGGUUUGGUUGGGCUUGACCAUCUUUAUGGGCUUGCGUAUGGUGGCGGGAUAUUUAAGAUUGCGAUCAAGAACGGGGCCAUGGUGGUUCUUACACACAGACUUACAGAGAGCAGAGGAUGCAUUUUCAUUAACCAGAUGAGGAGUUUGCUGGAGCUAGUGAAAGUCUAUAUAGUAGGUCAUUUAAUUUAGGGAUGCCUCUGAAUGGUGCUAGCGGAGUCAAAUUCGUUUGAUUCUUAUGCAGUUAAACCCCAGAUGGCAAGCAACAUUGUCUAGUCUUUUCGAAAUUCAGAUAUAUGUGAGAAAUAUUUCUUGUAGCUCCCAGAAGUACACUUGUUAACAAGUAACUUAGGUGAAGUAUCAUAAACAGUCAGCUUUGGAAGGGAGGUGAUUUAAAAUGUGCAUAACAAUUCGAUGUUGACUUUCAUGAAUAAUGGGUGCAAAAUUAUAUUCUGGAUUCUAUUGGCAUUAUA
Molecule: messenger RNA, 2555 nt
Organism: Ziziphus jujuba (common jujube)
Lineage: Eukaryota; Viridiplantae; Streptophyta; Magnoliopsida; Rosales; Rhamnaceae
Product: protein DETOXIFICATION 45, chloroplastic
Exons: 15
Coding region: 437-2224 (595 amino acids)
Biological process (GO): transmembrane transport
Cellular component (GO): membrane; chloroplast
Molecular function (GO): xenobiotic transmembrane transporter activity; antiporter activity
Source: RefSeq, a predicted model, not a curated record